GUAAAACAAAAAGGUACAAGAAACUAGCGACAAACGGUUUGCCAUGUCACACGGUAUAAGGGACAGCAAACAGAUUAUCAUUGUGGUCGAUUGCCAGUGAAACGCCGCUUGAUGACUAAUUUGCUUAGUGACACCUGCGAUGUGAAUAAGAGGUGGAGGCUUUGGGGUUGGCUCCGCUGUUACGUCACCGCUCCAGUACGAAUUGAGAAAGUGGAGCUACUGCUGCAGAGUUAUGGCUACAGUGAGGGAGAAAGCGGCGUCUUUGAAUCUCUCUGCAGCGAUCUUCAGCCCAAUGCACAGACCACCAGGGAAAAAAAACAAGCACAUCCACAAAUCAUCUUGGAUAAAUGUGCCACAUCUAGAUUUCCAGAGACUCCAACUUUCUUUAGUGGCAGAAGAAAGUACUUUCAUAAACAGGCCAACAAUUGCAAACUUGAAAUCAAGCCACCCAUUGAUGAGAAUCCAUCCCAAAUGGAGGCAACUCACAGGAUGGAGAACAAGCCGUUCCGAGCCACGUUUAUUUGGAGCAGCAUCAUAAGGCACCUUCAGUCUCGCGUGGAGGUGAAAAGGCGACGUCACAACCUGAAGUACCACAACGACUGCUUCGUGGGCUCCGAAGCGGUCGACGUGAUCCUGGCCCACGUUGUGCAGAACAAGUUCUUCGGGGACGCCGAAAUCCCCCGAGUGAAAGUGGUGCGCGUGUGCCAGGCCCUCAUGGACUACAAGGUUUUCGAGGGUGUUGACACCAAGGUGUUUGGCAAAGAGAAAAAACGGGCGGCCUUUGAGGACAGCAGCUGCAGCUUGUACAGGUUUUUGAACUCUCCGAGCCUGACGGCGGACAGUGUUGAAAAUGGAGGCUCUUCUCCUUAUCAGCGAACUUUGUUCAACCGGCCCUGCGGCAGAACAGAGGAAAUUGUGUAUUCUUCAGCCACACCCAUCAAAACGGACAAAUCCUUAGAAGAUCUCCUGGAUAACUUAAACCUGAGUCCUGCAAAUCCAUCUCAAAUCAAAAUAAAUCUUGGAUUGCCUCAGAAUGUGGUUAACGAGGUGUGGCACGAGCAGACCCUCCUGCGACUGCUGCAGCUCGUGGAGCUGCCCCUGCUGGACGCCCUGCUGGAGGGCAGAGCUCACGAGCUGCCAGCCGGGAGCGCAGACCGCGAGGACGGCGAGCCCAGCCUGCUUUUCACCAGCAACUACCUGGACCGGGAGAUCCUGAAGGCUUUCGGUGACUCUCAGGCUGACGACUGGCUGUCGGCGGCGGUGGACUGUCUGGAGUUCCUGCCGGAUCAGAUGGUUGUGGACGUGAGCAGGAGUCUGCCAAAAUGCUCCGAGGGAACACAGCAAUGCAAGAGACUGCUAUACGACACCAUUGUGAAACACUACAACCAAAACAACCGGGAGCCCCUCCUCACCAACCAUUUGUUUGAUAUACACACAGGAAUUGCUGAGCUCCUUGUAAAUGGCAAAUCGGCUCAUGCCCUGGAGGCUCUACAGCUCUGCUUGAAGCUGCUAGAUCCACGCAGCAGAGAGGAGCUGAGGAGACUGCUGUGCUUCAUGGCUGCAGCUGCUGAUCCCAGUGAAUUCCGAUUGCACAGAGAGGUUGAGAACAGAAUGGCUGUUAAAAGGUCGUUUACCAAGGCCAUUGUCUCCAGUAAAAAUCUAGCAAAGGGGAAGGUGGACCUUCUUGUGCUGUUUCUACUUGACAAUCAAAAAGAUGCGUUUAAGAUUCCAGGAUCUUUGCACAAGCUUGUCAGUGAUAAGCUGGCUUGUCUUGUACGUGGGAAAGACCCUGACCAGGCUACAGGCUCCACUUUCUGUCAGAGGGUCUCUAGCCAGGCCUACUCUGAAACCACGUUAAAAACCACAAAGGAUGAGCUGUGGGUCUUGCUCAGAACGAUCCACGAAAACCCAAAGCUUUCCACAAAAGAGAAGAAACGUGUCCUGGGUCAGUUUUACAAAAGCCAUCCUGACAUUUUUAUACAAUAUUUUGGAAACCGAGCACCUAAUGUCUGUAUGUAACUGCGCCACUUUGUAUUGUAAAACUCUGUAUAUGUCUUGUAUUUAGAGCUAUGUAAAUGUUUAAAUUAU
Molecule: messenger RNA, 2088 nt
Organism: Lepisosteus oculatus (spotted gar)
Lineage: Eukaryota; Metazoa; Chordata; Actinopteri; Semionotiformes; Lepisosteidae
Gene: depdc7a
Product: DEP domain containing 7, paralog a
Biological process (GO): intracellular signal transduction
Source: RefSeq, a predicted model, not a curated record